UUUUUCAAAUUCAAAGAUCUUGGCUCUCAGCCUUCCACUAUCGUCACUGUUCUUUUGGAUUUUCCGAUUGAAAAAUCACACCUCCCAGAUGGAAACCAGCAGCAAAAAUCACCACAAUGAACUCUUCGCUUCGCUGAUUUCAGACAUCAAAUCCUACUCUGGCAAAGAUCCUCUUCUCCCAUGGCUAAGAGGUAUUAAGAAGAUGAAGGAGACGCUGCCGGGCCAGAUUUUAAAUGAGAAGCUACCUCGGUUUCUGCAGAAAUGCGUGCAAUCUUUUGAGUCCGAUCGGCGAUAUCGAAACGAUUUACGGUUUCUUCGUGUUUGGUUACAGUUGAUGGAUUUCGUGGAUGAUCCCAAGACACUGUUAAGAACCAUGGAAGCCAAACGGAUUGGAACAAGGAGAUCUUUGUUCUACCAGGCAUAUGCUCUUUACUAUGAGAAGAUGAAGAAAUUUGAUGAGGCUGAGAAGAUGUAUCAUCUUGGGGUUCAAAACCUUGCAGAGCCUCUUGAUAAUCUUCAGAAAGCGUAUGAGCAAUUCCUUCAUCGUAUGGAGAGACACAAGAAGAAGAUCCUGUGCUAUGAAAGAAGAACUGCCAAGAGGCCUCUGGGUCUUCGCGUGGAGAUGGAGAACUGUGAAACUAUAUGUAAACUUGAGGAUAGGCCUAGAAGAAUCAUGAAUGAAGGAUGCAUCCAUGAAACAGUUGCUUAUGAUGAAAAUUCGAGGCCAGUUGGGACAUCUAACCAUAACAGAAUUCUGGGAAACUCUCGUACAAGUACAGAGAAUAAGCAAGUGAUACCUGAAAGGAAAUUGAAUGAACCCAAGAUUCUUUGCAGUGAUGACACGGUUGUGGUGAAGUUUGUUGAUAAUGCAGUUAUAGGAAAGUCUGAAGCAGAAGAUGCUUGCCAUCACGGACUUCUAGAUCCUACAAUAAACAUGAAAGAGGCCAUGAAUGAUAUUAAUAACAUGUUUCGAGAACCCAUAGAAGCAGCUCCAGUUCGAAGGAGAUCACAAAGAAGCAAAACUGAAGAAGAUCAUGUUGAAGAAAAUGGAUUUAAGAUUUUCGUUGAUGAAAAUGUGGAUAGUAGAAUUGAACUGUUAGCUCAAAAAGAAAAGGAGAACUGGGGAAGAACUCAAAUAAGUCACCCUAACCAAGAGCCAUUUCAAAUAUUUAUUGAUGAUGAAGAAAAUAAUGAGAAUGUGGAGGCAAAUGAAAAGCAAUGUAAGACAGUUAAGGUUGAGGUUCAGAAUUUUCCAGAAGAUUCUGUCCCAUCUGCUUCGCAUCCAAAUGCUUUUGUUUUUCUCUGUCCCAAAGAUAAUUCAUCUGAAAGUUCGGAUGAUCUUGAUUCAGAGGCCUCUGUGAGAUUAAGAUUUAGAGAGGAUACAGUUGUUCACAGGUUUGUUGGGUCAACCAUCUUAGAUGCGCCAGAGGUUGAAAAUGUUUGUCACCAUGGCUUGGUAGACCCUACCAUCAACUUGAAGGAAGCUAUGGAUGACAUCAACAACAUGUUUGGGAAGCCAAUAGAUUUCGCAAGGGCUAAAAGACCUAAGAAGCAAGAAAAGGCACCUGUUCGGGAAGAAGAUUUUGGCAGAUUCUCAAUACUCCCGGAUGAUGACAUGGAAUAUCAACAAUGCCAGCCAGUCCAGCCCACAGCCAAGGCGUCAAACAAUUUAAAGGAACAUGAUUUGUUUGAGCCAACUAUUUUUACUAAGGAAGCUCUGGAUGAUAUAAAUAAGAUGUUUGGAAUGCCCUUGGACUUCUAGGACAUGAGAUAACGCUGAUGUUUGCAUACGGGAUUGGUUUGGCUUCAGACAAAGACCAUGUUCCAUAGUAUUUACAGCUCUGGCAAUACACCAUACCUUCCACAACUACAUCAAUUUUCUGUUCUGCUGCUUUUCCUGGG
Molecule: messenger RNA, 1902 nt
Organism: Carica papaya (papaya)
Lineage: Eukaryota; Viridiplantae; Streptophyta; Magnoliopsida; Brassicales; Caricaceae
Product: Mad3/BUB1 homology region 1
Biological process (GO): mitotic spindle assembly checkpoint signaling; meiotic sister chromatid cohesion, centromeric
Molecular function (GO): protein kinase activity
Source: RefSeq, a predicted model, not a curated record